AGCCGCCCCGCACAACUGAAAUAAGGUAGAAAGCUCUGUGGGGAAAGGCGUGGGACGGCUUAAGCAUCUAUCCUGCUAAUCGAGCCCUGCAAGCAGCACUAACAGCAACACCAUGCGCCGGAAGGGUGGCAGCCGGGGCCAGAACGAGGCCGCCGAUUCCGGAGCCGAGACCGGCGGGUCAGAAUGCAGCUGUGUGUCAUCUUCUGGCAGUGAACUUUCUGUGGCGGGUGUACAGGAUCCUUUUCUUCUUAGCAUGCAUAUCAUUGCAGAUUCAGGAGAAUCUGGUGCUCUUCAGCAAGUGAUUGAUAGCCUGUUGGCAUGGAUCCAUCCAGAACUUCAACUCUUCCAGGUUUCUGAAAGGCAGAUACCAAGGAAGCCUGACAAAGCUGACGUUUCCCAGCCGGCCCUUGCAGUAAUCCUCUUUCUGAAAGAAGAAUAUGAUGAAGAGCCAAUCCUGCAGCUCCACAAGUCCUUUCAAAAGCCACCCUGGCAUUACCACCACACUGAGCGAGUGCAUGGCAAUUUCCUCCCUUACAUGCCAGGCAGCCAGGACUUUUUCACUUUGGCACAAGGGACUCCUUUGUGGGCCAUCCGUCCAGUGCAUUAUGGGAAGGAAAUAAUACGUUUUACCAUCUACUGCAGGAAUGAAAACUUUGCCAACAUUAUGAAGCUCUAUGAGUUAAUCCUGAGAAGACCGGUUUGUCAGAAAAAGGCAGACUUUUGUGUGUUUCUUGUCUAUUCCAAUAUGGAUGUAGAUAUUCAGUUCUCUGUAAAGAGGCUCCCAAGAGGCCACAUGCCAAGUCUCACAGAGUCAGCUGUGCUGGAGUUCCGAGUGAAAGAUAUUGGGCACCUUGUACCUCUCUUACCCAAUCCGUGCAGCCUGAUCAGUGAAGGCAGAUGGCAAACUGAAGAUCCUGAUGGGAAUAAGAUCCUUCUGCAGCAGGCCCAGUAUAAGAAGUGUGCUAAGCUGAGCAAGUUUUGCUGGCCAUCUCCUUCAAGGAACCUUCCUGUUUCACCACUUCCAAGUUUUAUUUCCCACAGCAAUCAGUGGACUCUUAACAACACCAGUGAUCCUUCAGAACCAGUUGAUUCAAUCACAUUUCAUCGUGCCAAUCUGUGCUUUGGUGUUUCCCAGCAGGACUUGAGAAAUUAUGAUCAAGAACACAUUCCCAGAAGAUCCAGCAGUGCCUCUACCAACUCAGAUCCAUUUCAGCGAAGCAAGUCUCUUGUUUGCUUGCCCACAAUAAGCUCUUUCCUGGCCCCCAGGUCCUUUCAUUAUAGUGAGCCAAACUCGUUAAGCACUUUCUCUUCUGUGCAAAGGACAAGAAACCGAGUUAACAUUGAUGACUUGGAAGGAGUUCAGGAGACUGAUGUAGACACAGGGAUGAAACUUGUUUUCUCUGAUCUGUCUGUGGUCUCAGCUUACUCAAUUCCAGAAGGGUUCAGUAAUUACAUGGAAGCAAAGACAAUGUGCCCUAUGCAAGAGCAAAGUGUCAAUAGAUUUAAGCAGUCUGGCUCUAGGGGAAGAUCCCCAUCAGCCAAGUGUAACAUCUUUGAAUUAUCUUCCAGCAAUCUUCCUUUUUCUUUUGAUUGGUCUUCCAGCUCUGCAAUAUUACCUUCAGGUUCUCCUUCACUGAGUCACUUUGAGAUCAGAUGUUUGCCAAGAGGAGCAGGUUUUUCUUUCGCUGACAGUAGAACAACUGAUGGUGGAAAAAGCAAUCAAGAAUUCUACAUCUGAACUUCCUUGUGUGUGCAUGUGUGUGUGACAGAGACAGAGAGAAUGCUAUAUGCUUUGGAGGCUUGGGUAUUCAGCCAGUUUCCACCCUAGCAACUUCAUAAGGGCUAGCACUGUGUGCUGCCCUUUGUUUCAGGGUGAUUCCUAGGGGCUUGUGGUAAUCUCCCUUAGGCUGCUGUAGUGAGGGGUGGUGGUAAACAGGGGUUCCAUUUUUUCUCGAAACACACAUACCACUUUUGUACAAGGACACAGAUUCUUUACCUUUUCUGCCCUGGCAACCAGGGCUGUGGAGUCGGAGUUGUGGAGUCGGAGUCGGGAGCAAUUUUGGGUGGAGUCGGAGCCGGUAGAAAUGUACCGACUCCGACUCCAACUC
Molecule: messenger RNA, 2108 nt
Organism: Rhineura floridana
Lineage: Eukaryota; Metazoa; Chordata; Lepidosauria; Squamata; Rhineuridae
Gene: FAM124A
Product: family with sequence similarity 124 member A
Exons: 5
Coding region: 113-1738 (541 amino acids)
Source: RefSeq, a predicted model, not a curated record